AUGCAUCAAGGUGCUCAAACUUGUGAAGAAUUAUUAGCAUUUUAUAAAGAGCGUGUUCAACUCGAGGAAGAAUAUUCACGUCGUUUAAAUGCCAUCUCUAAGAAAUCAAGAGGAACAUUUGAAACUGGAUUAUUAAGAGAAUCUUUUGAAACUUUAAGAAAUGAAACUGAACAAAUGUCAAGAUCUCAUUUAAAUGAAGCAAGAAAAUUACAUAGUGAAGCUUUAUUAAAAGUUGAUUCAUUUUUAUCAAAUUUUUUAGCAAGAUGUAAACCAUUAGAAACUUCAGUGGAAAAUAUCAAGAAAACUAAAAAUCAAUUAGAAAUUCAAGUUGCAAGAUUAAAAGAGAAAUAUUCAAAUGAAGUUACAAAAUUAAAUAGUUAUAUUGCUCAAGAAUCAUUACUUUUAGGUAAAGAAUUAGAAAAAAAUCAAGAUAGAGCUUAUAGACAACAACGUAUUGUUAAUGAAUUAAGGGAAGAAUACUUGUUAGCUGUUCAAAAUUUAGAACAUACACAAAAUAUUUGGAUUGAUGAAUGGAAAAAUUCAAGUACAAAGUUACAAGAUUUAGAAAUUGAAAGAAUACAAUUUUUAAUUUCAAAUAUUUGGGAAUAUACAAAUACUGUUUCAACUUCAUGUGUUACUGAUGAUGCUUCAUGUGAAAAUAUAAGAUCUUCAUUAGAAUUAUGUGAUCCUUCAAAAGAAAUUUCAACAUUUGUUAAAAAAUUUAAAACUGGUUCAGAAAUUUAUUCUUCACCAAAAUUUAUUGAUUAUUUAAAUGGUGAUCGUGAUGAAGUUGGUUUACCUGAAGUUAUAAGUGCUUUUGAUUCAAGAUCAACAUCAGCUUCUACUCAAGUUCCAACACCAACAACAACAACUAGAUUACAUUCACAGAAAACUGGGGAACAACGUUAUGCUCCAUCAAAUAAUGGCUCACAACAUUCUUCAACAAAAUUACAAAGAAGACCACCACCUUCAGAUGAUGGACAAACUUCUAUAUCAAAUCCUUCAUCAAUUGGAACUCAAUUACAUAGAAAAGAAAGUGAAUAUUCAAAUCCAACUUCAAUUUCAAGUUUUACAGAAAGUAUUGAUAAUGAUUUAAGAUUAUCCAAGAAUUGGAAUUCUCCAUCACGUCGUCGUUCAAGAAAUUCAGAAUUUAAUGAAAGUUGGAAUAGAAAAAAUUCAAAUAGAAGAUCAUUUAUCCUUGAUACUACACCUAAAAAAGUUAAUCAACCAUAUGUUAUACCAUCAAAUCAAGAUCCUUUAAGAGCUACAUUAGAAGAUUUAAAAAUUGGUGGUAAUGGUGAUAUGAAUAAAUUUCGUCAAGUUUUACAAAAUACAAACCAACAAACAUCAACUCCACAACAGCAACAACAACAACAACAAAUGAAUCCAAUUAUGAGAUCAGAACCACGUAAAUCUAAACCAACAUUCAUUGAUUUAACAGAAACCCCAACAGCACCAGAUUUUAAUAGUUCAAUGUCAAGUGAAAGAACAAAUGCUACAACAAUAAGACCAAAAUCAAUGGUUAUAGAUUCACAUCCACAAUUAAUCACUGAGGAUCCAUCAAUGAAACGUUCUUCAUUCCAUGCAGGAUUAAGAUCACAAAGUAAAUCAACAAUAAAUUUACAAUCUAAAGUUGCAACUAAUGGAUUACCAUUAAUAACAAGACAAGGUAGAAGAGUUAUUAAACAUGCAAAGGCAAUUUUUGAUUUCAAAGCAACUAUAAAUGAAGAAUUAUCUUUUAAAGAAGGUGAUAUUUUAUUAGUUGUUCAUAUGCAAGAUGAUGGUUGGUGGGAAUGUGAAAGAUUAGAAGAUGGUAAUACUGGUCUUGCGCCAUAUAAUUAUUUGGAACGUGUAUGA
Molecule: messenger RNA, 1857 nt
Organism: Hansenula ciferrii
Lineage: Eukaryota; Fungi; Ascomycota; Saccharomycetes; Phaffomycetales; Wickerhamomycetaceae
Gene: HOF1
Product: formin-binding protein HOF1
Exons: 1
Coding region: 1-1857 (618 amino acids)
Biological process (GO): cytoskeleton organization
Cellular component (GO): cytoplasm; cell division site; plasma membrane
Molecular function (GO): phospholipid binding; protein binding
Source: RefSeq, a predicted model, not a curated record